Molecule: messenger RNA, 1452 nt
Organism: Merops nubicus (carmine bee-eater)
Lineage: Eukaryota; Metazoa; Chordata; Aves; Coraciiformes; Meropidae
Gene: CCDC77
Product: coiled-coil domain containing 77
Exons: 10
Cellular component (GO): centrosome
Source: RefSeq, a predicted model, not a curated record
AAACUGUUUCUGUCCAGGCUGGCAACCCCCCACAUCUCCUCCAGACAUGCCAAUUCCCAGUCUCCAAGUCAGGAGGACUUUACUCCUCUCCCCUCCGUCAAUAAGCGCUUGGCCCUUCUCCGUCCCUCGCGGGAGCUGCUGGAAUACUACCGCAAGAAGAUCGACGACUUCGAUGAGGAACAUGAGGAUUUGGUGAAAAGGCUGGAGAGGUACAAAGAAACCUACGAUGAGCAGCACAAACUGCAAUGGGAAGUACGUCAGCGAGAGGAGGAGGUCGUGGAGUUGCAAAAGGCUUUGAGUGAUAUGCAAGUCUGUCUCUUCCAGGAGAAGGAACGUGUCCUUCGCCUCUACUCGGAGAACGACCGGCUGAAAAUCAGGGAAUUGGAGGAUAGGAAAAAAAUUCAGCAUCUCCUGGCUUUAGUGGGAACAGACCAAGGAGAAGUCACCUAUUUUCACAAGGAGCCUCCACAUAAGGUUACUGUUCUGCAAAGGCCAGCUAAAUCCAAAGAGUCACACGAAAGAAGUGACACUUCUAGAACAGGUACCAAGAGGAGCACUUCAAAACCAGCGGCAAAAGGAGAAAAAACAGAAAGUCCUGAGAGAUAUCUGAGAGAUAAUCAAACACUUCUACUUCAGGUGGAGGCCCUGCAAGCUCAGCUAGAAGAACAGACACGAUUGUCCAAGGAACAGGUUGAAGCACUACUAGAGGACAGACGGAUUCAUAUGGAAGAAGCCCAGGUCCAGCAUCAGAGGGACCAGGACAAGAUCAAAACUAUAACAGAUAAACUCCAUAAGACUCAAAAUCUCUUGUAUGAGAGUACCCGUGACUUUCUCCAGCUCAAGUUUGAUGCCCGAGCCAAUGAGAAAGCGUGGAUAGCAGAGAGAGACAGUCUGUUGAGGAAACUUGACAAAGAUCUGGAUAGGCUUACUACCAGCAGGGAGCCAGGAAAAAAGAAGCAGAGAGAUACCAAGAAGGUGCUUCAAGUAGAUGAUGGAGCUUGGAAACCCCACAAGAGAGAAAUAAAGUUGCUACAAGAACAGCUACUGCAGGAGCAGCGCCUGUCGAACAUGUACAGAGAGCAGUGUGUCACCCUGGAAGGUGAGCUGGCCAGGGUUCGUGAGGAGGGGGCUGCUGGCAGAGAACUCUUCAAGGAGCGCUCGGAGAAGAUGGGGCAGCGCCUGAAGCUGAUGACUCAGAGAUAUGAGGCCUUAGAGAAACGUCGUGGUAUGGAAGUGGAAGGCUUCAGGAAUGACAUUAAACAGCUUAGGCAGAAGUUGAAAGAUGUAGAGAAGCAGCUCUUUAAGGUGACUCUGACUAUCGGACCAGACCAGGAUCUUGCAGUUCUACGUGAGAUCCGCCAAGGAAACAGACUAACCCGUAAAAUUCAAGGAGAACUAAAAAACUUAAAAGCAAAAAUCUAUGGCUUAGAGAAUGAACUACGGGUUUGCUAA